Sardina pilchardus (European sardine) is the source of this 9054-nucleotide messenger RNA. RefSeq names its product cilia and flagella associated protein 54 (gene cfap54). The coding region runs from base 1 to 9054 and encodes 3017 amino acids. Gene Ontology annotation, biological process: cilium assembly. Lineage: Eukaryota; Metazoa; Chordata; Actinopteri; Clupeiformes; Clupeidae. The record is from RefSeq and is a predicted model, not a curated record. The transcript is spliced from 66 exons.
AUGGAGCCACUGCCUGCAUGCUACUAUGGGAAGAUUGACAAGAAAAACCCCGUAAUAUCAGCCUUUGACGGAGAAAUAAAAGAGUUUAAAUCAUGCAUUAAACGUAUAAGGGACUCUACAAAGUAUGACCAGAACACCUAUGUGAGAGGGUCGAAGCUGCUUUUUGAAAUAUGGAACAAGUAUAAACCUCGACUCCCAACGUAUUAUUAUGACCAACACGUUUUGCAAAUAGCCGAUUUUCUCUUCUCGAACAAGCUUUACCACCUUGCACAGUGGCAAGGCUACGGACGCUACCUGUGUGAGCACGGUGACAUGAUGACCAUAGACGGUAUCAAAGAUGUUGACCAUUUCAAGUGCGCCUUAUUCCCUGAUGGCUUCAAUACCAACCAAGCUAAGCUUACUUUCCAAGCGCUCCAGGGCCAGUGUCUGUGCACAUUCUACCUGGAGAGAGCCCGAGGCAGAGAACCGAGCCUGGACUCCAUCCAGAAGCUUCUCAGCCUGCUGGGAUUCCUGCGCAUAAUGAUGCAGGCUGUGCUGCCCCAGGAGAACCUCUGCUGGCUCGUUUACAAUGCUUCCCUAUAUGUAUAUGACAUCUGCAGAUACCUUAUGUCAGUGAGCCGAUCUUCACAGGCUCUGGAGUUCCUGCUGUGGACUUGUGUGUGUCUGGAGACCUCCAUCCCACUGCUGUCCCCUCGCUUCCUGGCCUGGAGGACCACGCUCUACUGUGCCGUGUGCCAGUGCUACUACGAGGGCCAGGCAGGCGUCCACGCGGAGGUGUUUGCAAGACGUGCCUUGGGCAAGGUCAGUGAGCUGGCCAAUCUGGAGCAUCCUGAUCAUUCCACCCUCAGCAAAGAGGACCAGAAGGCCUUUAAGGAGGCCACUGUUAAGCUGGCCAUCAUGGUGUUUAAAAGGAGUGUGUACGAACCUCGGAGGAAACCCAAAAGCUCAUUCAGACCCAAAACCAAGAACUGCCUCAAGGAUGCUACAAGUAUGCCAUGGCCCCGUAACCACACAGAGCGAAUCCUGUUGGAGCUGUUCGAGGGCAACGCGGCCCAGUUCCUGGCUGUGCUGGAGGCUCUGUGGGACAGCACUCGGCGCCCCCUACAGACUGGAGGUCCAGAUGAGCCCGACACCAUGGAUGUGGCGCUGGAGCUCAUGUCUGCUGGCGUCAGCCUCCUGUCAGGAGGAACCACGAUUUCAGUGGAUGCUGCUGUGAAGUUUGUGAAGCUGCUCUUUCGCUACGAGCAGUGGGACAUGUUCAAGCACCUCACCAACAACCUCCAGACUGUGUUGGCAAACCAGGAGGGCCCCGAGAUGCGGAGGGCUGAGGUGGAGCUGACUCUCCUGACGGCCGUCGAUCUCAUGCAGGCUGCUCAGAGGCACAAACACCUGCCUAAAGAGAGCGGCAUGGACGACCCACCAGAGAGAGACAGACUGCUGGGAGCAAUGUUGAUGUCCCAGGAGCUCAUGGACCUGUUUGAGGUCCUGCAUGCCUCUGUGUGUGAAUCCUCAAAGGAUGUUGUGCCUGAUGGUGACCUGGUGUUGGACCUGGUUCUCCUUCUGUGGAACAAAUGCAAGCUGGCCUUCCAGAGAGCUCAGGCUCGGCACUCGGACCCGUCAUGCUACCUGGGCAAGAUGGACAGCCAGGACAAGUGGGUGAAGGCUCUGUUCCUGCUGAAUGACGUGGCGGAGGCGUUUAAUCUGGCGGUGAUGGACCCGGUGGUGGUGGCCGAGAUGACCCUGCGUCUGGCCCUGGUGCUGGAGAGCAGCGCUGAGAACGUGGUCAACGCUGGCAGAACCGCAGUCACCUCCGAUGGCAGCAUUUUGGGAUCUACACCUGUGGAGAAACCAAACGCCUCUGUACCACCUGCUAAGUGUCCAGCUGAACGGCAGCUUCAGUUGUUGUACGAUAUCCUGGAGAGGGGCCUGGAGGCAGUCUGUGACGGAAACACCAGACAACUCCCCUGCGAUGGUUCAUCUGUCUGUGACAUGGCCUUCAUGCAGCGGUUUGACGGCUCUGCCAGGGCCUCGGUGGCGGAGGGGGGGGAGGCUGAGGAGACGAAGAGCCCCGCGUUUACCCUCGCCUCCGACCUGCACGUGGAGCUCCUGGCCUUCCUGCACCGCGCCGCCCUCAAGCUCACCCUCCACUGCAGCAUGCCAGAGACUGUUAUUGUGGAGAAGAUUGGUAAGAGCAAGGUGUCCAGAGCACUGUAUCUGAUGCAGAAGGCCUUGCUGCAGUACAGGACCAACCAAAGAUGCACAAAGAAACUUCUGGAGGAAGCCUUGUCCCUGGUGGAGAAGGCCGAGGCGGAGGAGAGGAGGCUCUUCCUCACCUGUGCUGCAGGGAGGAAGAGGCAGGACGCGGAGGAAGGCUGCAGGGUCCCCCCACCCCCUGUGCUUCUGUCCCGCACCAACCACACCAUGAUCUUCAAACUAGCACCCUUCAGCCUGGAGAAACAGGUCUCCUGGUACCAGAUUCUGGGCCGAGAGGCUGAUGGCAUCAACUUGAAAGUCAGAUUGGGAGACUGCCACCUGCUGGGCACAGGUGUUAUGGUUCCUGCGAAGGGGGAGAGGCUGUUUCGGAUUGAGGGGCUGCAGCACAAUCAGAAGUACAUCUUUGCAGUGGCUGCUUACGAUGCUCAGGCGAAAAUGGUGGGCCAGUCGAUCGGCGAGUCCACCAAACCCAUCCUGGCCUCUGCUCCCCUAUCAAUGCUGAUGGUUUGGGCACACCUAGCACAGGUAGCCUACCAGACAGGUCAGCAGGCGCUGGUCAAGAAAACCUGCAACCAGCUGUGGGGUCACUUCACCAGACCUCCGCCUGAGAACACGUCCGCAACUCCCCAAACACCAGAGGGACUCGCCCAAACCAGGUUGUGCGUGGAGCUCCUGAAUCGCACCUCUCCUCUCCUGCACCAGUUCGUCUUCUCCUCCAUCUUCAUGCAGACGGAGAUCCACAUCCAGGAGGGGGCGCUGUUCUGUGACUCCCUCUGUGACCAGGGUCCCCUCAUCUGGGGUCAGAAAGCUAGAUUGGCAGAAUGUGAGCGGAUGCUGGUUGCUCUAGACCUGGCCAUGUGGCUGAAUGACAGUUGCUCAGCCCUGCAGGCUGUAGUGGGAUGCUAUGGGCUCCUGGCUCCCCUCAUCUACCACCAGAUACCAUCAGAGGAUGUGCUGCAGAUUGUGAUCAAGUGCUUGAUGGUGCUGCAGGAGAUAUCUGGGGUCGUGAAGAAGAAACGUAACGCUGAAACCGCAGAGUCUCUUCAGCACAUGGUGGCAUGCAUGACCUAUUAUGUGGUCAAGGGCCUGCGUCUGCAGAAGGAGACAAGGGCGGCAAACACGUUCAUUGAACAGGGGAAGAAGCUCCUGACGGAUAUCACAGACAAAUCACUGCUCAGAGACGAUAAUAGGAAGGCAGCAGGCCACCACGGUGACGAGGAGGUGAACGAAAUCCUCCGGUCUCUUGACUGCAUGAAGCUCAAGAAACAGCAGCCAUCACCUGUAACUCAAGAGACAGCCCUCCCCUGGAACAGAGGAAUGUUCCCUCAGGACCUGACAGGAUAUGAAGACUCCUCGAUCCUUUACACUGUCAUUGAAACCCAAAACAUUAAAUACGCUUUCAGAGAUGUGAUGAGGUUCAAGCGGAAGCCUGGCUUCAUGGAGUUUGUGGUCCUGGCGUUGCAGAAGGCCUUACAGGAGAACCAGCUUGAGCUGCUUCUGCAUUGGGGACAAGAAGCACUUCACUGGCUUGGCAGACGAGAUGAGGAACUGGUAAUAAAGAAGGCCCAAAUUGUGAUGCCUCCCUCAGCUGAUCACUUCACGCGCAAGUUCAGCGUGAGCGAAAAGAAAGAGAGAGAACUGUUACAGAAGAAGAAAAUGUUUGCACUAAAAGCCCAGAAAUCAGAAAGGGAGUGUAAGGUGCUGGAUGUGCUCCUGCAUCACCUGACGCUGCUGGUUAGGCGGCAGCAGCAUCGGCGACGCCUACGCCUGGUCUGCAGCGAGGAGUGGGUGUGGCGUUGCCAUGUCAACCUCAUCAUGGCGCGGGCCCACCUGAUGCUCCUGUACCGAAGCCUCAGUCAGCAGAGCAGCGCGCCUCAGCUUUGCUACAGCCAGCUGCCCUGGGCGCUGUUCUCGCUGCCCCACACCGGCUCCCUGGUGCGCUGGAGGAGUGGGCCCCAGAGCAUCCGCUCCCCUGACCUGUGUGUGGCCGCCCAGAGCAGCACCAACACCACGGGCUCCCCCAGGGCCAGCAGCCAGCGCAAGGGCAGCCAGGUGAAGGGCAGCCCUCCGAAGGGAGGCGCCACGCAGAGGAACAGGACACAGGCGGUUUCGGGGAGCGAGGACACGGGCAUGGGCGAGAGCGACCCAGACGGCGAUCCAGACAGCCUCCACAUCCACAGCGAGCACUCGGCAGCGCUGGGUCUCCUCCAUUCACGCAGCCCCAUGCUACAGCAGGAUGUGCUCAGCAAGGCCGGACAGCACCUGCGCAGGGCCAUGGUGCUGGCCCAUCGCGGCGGCCACUGGACGUCCCUGCAGCGCGCCUGUGGGCUGCUGUGGGACCAGGUGUGCACCUUCCCUCCGCUGCUGCGGGGCCGGGGUGCAGACGCCGCCCCCUCCCCGAGCCUGGGUCUGGACCAGGUGUACUCCACCUUCACCCCGCUGCUCAGCGUGGCCUGUGAGCUGCUCAUGGACAUGAUGGACAAGCUGCAGCUGUGGAAGGUGUACGCCAAGGACGAGCAGGACGCGGAGUCCAGCCUCCACUUCAGCCGCACGCUGGACGACAGCACGCGCGUGGACCUGCGCUGGCUCAAGACGCUGGUGCUGAGCACUCUGGAGCUGCUCUACUACCAGGCCAAGUGGGAGAUGCUCGCGCACCUCGCCCUCACCUACAACUUCGACACCAGGGAGCGCUACACACACAUAGUGACCCCACUGCUGGUCUACGCCCAGAGGAGGCUACUGGACAGGAUCGCUGCCUUUGGGGGUCCCCGCGCCCCCCAGCCACACCACACUCAGACGACCGAGAUCACCGGAAAUAUCAUCAGUUGCAGAAACUAUGUGGGUGCACAGAUCACGUGUGUUUGGAACGUCAAGACCCGACUCAGUGGGAGGAAAGCCUCCAUAACUACAACAGAGACCAGUCAGAUGAAGAGGGCGAUGUCUCUGGUUAGCGUGCCCCUGGAUGUGGAGGACACACUGCGCUGCUUCAGAGAAUCCCUGGAGAGAGGCCACCACACCCUGCUGUCCUUCCAGCACAGCCGCACUCUGCUCCUGCUGCUGCUCGCCUACACCCAGCCCUCUUUUGAGGUUCCUUUCUGCAAGGACACAAGCGCGCACAGCACGGGCAGGGUGGAGUUCAGCGGGAUGGUGUACACGCCCCCCUCCGCCUCACCCCCAGACCUGUCCACCGAGGACUUCAGCUCCCUGGGCUCCGUCUGCCUCCCCCCCCUGCCCCCCUCCCAGACGCCACUGGUCCUGUCGGCCCUCAACAGCAACGCCAAACCUCUCCAAACCAACAACCUAAACUCGCUCAGAGCUCAGACCCUGCAUGACCUGGGGAACCUGCACUUCUACAAGGGGAACAGGAGGGCGGCGCUCUCGUUCUGGGCCAAGGCCCUGGACUCCUCCCUGCAGGGCUCCGGGGUGCUGGAGGCGUGGGACGGCGUGUCCUGGGACGGCCUCUCCCCUCAGCAGGUCCUGAAGCAGGCCGGGAUAUGGGGCUGCCUGCAAGGAGCCACACUGGCAGCCAAGAUUGCCCAAUACAUACUGAUAUCUGAUAUCAGUCAGCGUACAAAAUGCUGCCUGCUCUCUGCUCACCUCUUCAAGUCUCUGUUGCAGGCGUCCCUUCCCCAUCCACAGGCAAACCUGCUGUACUCUUCCUACUCAGUAGAGGGCGAUCUCAUUCCAGGGCUAGACCUGUUUGGUGAUCCUGAGAGAGGUAGCCUCAGUGCCACUGUCUCUAGCCUGGGCUUUCUGUGCCAUUGGCUCUACACAGCAGGACACUACAUCACGGUCCUCCCACUGUUGUGCCUCUACCUGCAUUUUUGUAAGAUGUGCAAGGAUCCACACCUUACCGUCAGGGGAAGGAUUCUGAAGGUAAGGGCCCUGACUGAGUUGGGUAUGUUCAGUCAGGCCCUUAAGGAAGUGAGGCGGCUGGUGAAUGCUGAUAAUGUUCCACUGAAUCACAGCUUCCCGAGCCAAGGGGAGAAGACUAGAGUGAAAAUCAAGUUUUUCAACAACAAGACAGUUGCAGACCCUGCUAACCUUCAGUGUGUGGAGGAGCUUUUGACCAGCAAGGAGAGUGCCGAGGUCAGUCUUCUGUAUGGACCCCUACUGUGCCAGUGGUUGCUGCUGGCCCGAGUCCAGCUCACUCUGGCCUUGAGUGAGCGCAUCCACGACCUCCCAGAACCACUGGGACCCACCGUGGUCCAGGACAGUGAGACCACCCAGCCCAGUAAGACGCCGCACGGACAGAGCGGUCUGCUCACGGGUCCUCAGGAACUCAGCCCUGGCAGAGUAAAGGCGUUGCUUCUGCGGGAGGCGUGUGCCAUGCUGGACCCUGUGCUGAGGUCCACCAUAACUCCGCCCACUGAGCCAGAGGGCCUGGAGCUGGUGGUGGAGGCCGGCCUACUGCAGUCUCAAGUCUACUUACAGCAGGGCAAAGCGUCCACCAGUGCGGAUCAGGCGGUGUGUACUCUGAGGCUGCUGCAGGAGGCUGCUGUGCUGCAGGCCAGUGCUCACGGCUCUCCAUCUCCAGGCACCCAGUCCUCUGUGCUCCGCCUUAGAGACCCCAGACAGGGACCGAGCUCCCGUGAGUUGCCCAGAAGUCCCUCUCCACAUGUGCUGCUGGACUCGCCCAGAGCCGUGGAGGCCAGGGAGAGGAUGGGUCCAUCGCUAUGGUUACGCUGCAGACUGGCGGCAGUGAAGAGUCUGGUGGCCCACCUUCCCGACACGGCCAUCCUGCCAGGAGUGGACAGCAGUGAAGAGGCCGAGUGUGUGUUGCGGGAGGGCCUGCAGGAGGCUGAGCAGUGGGGGUGUGUGGAGACUCACGCCGCUCUCCUGCUCCUGGGAGUCAGACUCGACACACACCUCGCACGACCACGAGAGUACAGCACCGUACUGCUGCAGGAGACGGUGAGCUUGCUGUCUGGCCGCAGCUGUGUGUCUCUGGGUGGGGGUGUGACGCUGGCCAGGGCCACUCUGCUGCUCAGUGACCUCAGGGGGUCAGGAGGUCAAGCUCUGCUCCUGCUCACGCAGAGGCUGCUCCAGCAACAGCUCUCUCAGCUUGGGGAGUCAGUGGAUCUGGGGGAGGCGGGUAGAGUGGUUCUGCCCAGCGCUCCAGGGCUCCGCAACACCCACCACCCACAACUAGCCCUGCUGGCCACUACCACCUUCCGCCUGGGCCACUGCCUGCUGAGGGAGGCGUGUGUGAAGCCUGCAGAGUCGGUUGCCAGUGCUGGGCCUCCUUGCCAGAGUGCCCUGGACGUGCUGCAGUCGGCCCUGCAGCUGUGCCAGGCUCUGGGCAGCAGGCAGCACCGGCUGGAGGCAGAUAUCCUCUUCUGCAUGGGGCUUGCUGAGCGGAGCCUGUUGUCGCAGAAUGACCUGCAGGCCCAUGAUGUGGCUGAGACGUUCCUAAAGAGCAUCAACAUCUGCAUGGCCCACUGCCCCAACCUACAACACAUCCAGCGGUGUUAUUUGGAGAUGGCAGGUGUGUACCUGCACCAGUGGGAGAAGAUACGGCCUGACCCUGUGAAGAAUCCCUCUGCGCCUUCCACCCCCAAACCCAAAACACCAGAAACCCCCAAACUAUAUAGAAGAAAAAAGUCUACAACUCCCAAAUCCAAAACUCCAGAUAGUCAGAGUUCAGCUACUGCCUCUACUACCUCCACUGCUUCCACUCCCUCACAGAAGAGACAGGAACAGGAACCCAACAGGAUGCUCACUGAUGAUGAGAUCUAUCUGCUGUUCUCCUGGGUCUGUUUGAGGGCAGCCAACAAGACGCUGGAGGCUGAUGCCAGCUGUGCCCAGCUGAGUGGCACCCUGUGUGCCAGCGGAGAUGACCAGCCUGUCCUGCCCUAUGAGGACCUUCCCGACUUCAUCUCCAACGACCUCCUCAAGCCCUGCGGAGGAAUAGAUGUUAUGAACAGAGGCAGUCCCCAGGUCUUUAUCGACGCAGCAGACUCAAGCCAGAGCGCGGGAAGCCCUCUGCUCACCUGGGUGCACCUGGCCCACUACCACACCUGCCUAACUCACCUGCUCAGCCUCUCCGCCAGCCCAGUUGUAUGUGAGGUGUAUGGUGGGCUGAUGUCCCUGGCGGAAGACUCUGGUCUGUGUGGGAGGCUGUCCCAGCUGCAGGCCUUCCUCUCCUCUCACCUGCCCACAUACAGGGACACCUGCACCGGACCCCAGCCGCCCAACAGCCUGCUACUGCAGCCACAGCUGCUACAGCAGAACACAGACCCUCCUCAGUCGUGUCCAGACUCGUCCAGGUGGCCGUCUGCCGCCCAGCAGGAGCUUCUGAUCCAGUGGCACCGGCCCGCUUUGAUCCCCGCCCAUGCCACUCAGAACAAGGGGCAGAUCCUGCUGUUCUAUGGGAUGAACCAGGUGCCUCUCUCAGCUGGGAGCCCCGCAGUUAGUGCAGUGGAAAAACUGCGGGUCGGCCAGCGCUUAGUCUGCCUGGACAAGCUCCUGGCAGUGCAUGCCCAGCUGAGUGCUGCGUGUGUGGGCAUGACUGAAGGCGCUGCCCCCUCCACCUCCACAUCCACCUCCACCUCCACCACCCCCCGGAAAAAAGGGGACAAGAAGGCCGACAAGGGAGAAGCUAGCUGCCCAAGGCAACAGAUGCUGCUGGAGAAGACCAGACAGUGCUGUGCUGAGAUCAGAAGGCUGCUCUGUCCUCUGGUGAAGUCUGCACCCGCUGCUGAGGUGCCAUUUGAGGUGAGCUGGCAGACCCUCUGUGACCUGGAGCGAUGCUUCAACCCCACCCAGGGUGCCACCCUGUCUGACAAGGGUCUGGUGACAUGGCUCCUCUCCCUCCUUGGCCCCUCCGAGGAGAUCUAG